CUAUGUUGUCAUACGUCGAGAGGCUGGAAUCAGGAAGUGGACUUGUAAUGUACUAUUUUGAUUGAGCUCGUCUGUCUUCAACUAUCUAGUUUACAAGUUUAAAAUGGGGCUUUUUGGAAAAACACAAGAGAAACCACCGAAGGACCUCAUCAAUGAAUGGUCUCUCAAAAUCAGGAAAGAAAUGAGGGUUAUUGACAGACAGAUUAGAGAUAUACAAAGAGAGGAGGAGAAGGUGAAGAGAUCGAUCAAAGAUGCUGCAAAGAAGGGACAGAAAGAUGUCUGCAUCAUCCUCGCCAAAGAAAUGAUUCACUCAAAGAAGGCUAUUAACAAGCUGUACGCCUCUAAAGCCCAAAUGAAUUCUGUGCUGCUCAGUAUGAAGAAUCAGUUGUCUGUAUUAAGAGUGGCUGGUGCCAUGCAGAAGAGCACUGAGGUCAUGAAGGCCAUGCACAGCCUGGUUAAAAUCCCAGAGAUUCAAGCCACCAUGAGAGAACUUUCAAAAGAGAUGAUGAAGGCUGGAAUCAUAGAGGAGAUGCUGGAGGAUACGCUGGAAGGGAUGGAUGAUGAGGAGGAAAUGGAGGAAGCAGCAGAGGCUGAGGUUGACAAGAUCCUCUUUGAGAUUACAGCUGGUGCCCUCGGAAAAGCUCCCAGCAAAGUCACAGAUGCCCUGCCUGAUCCAGUGCCGGUUGGAGCCACGGCAGCCUCAGAUGAGGAAGAAGAAGAAGAAGAUAUCGAGGAGAUGCAGUCCAGGCUAGCAGCGCUGAGGAGCUAAAACAUCUGUGUUUUUUUUUUUUUACCCUUGAGCUCUAUAGGCAUAGACAGCAUAUCUUACAUCAUCUGUAGCUUUUCUUACCCAUGAAGACACUUUGGAGCAUUUAGCACUAAAUUCAGAAUUCACAUAAAAUAAGCAGAAGUGUAUAUUGAAAUAAAAUGAACUCUGAAAUCUGACAUUUAGUUGUUAUAUUCAUACGGUUGCAGGUGGAUGGCUAUUUCAAAUCAUUCACUUU
Messenger RNA from Labeo rohita (rohu), 1004 nucleotides. It is a transcript of the gene chmp3, whose product is annotated as charged multivesicular body protein 3. Gene Ontology annotation, cellular component: multivesicular body; ESCRT III complex. NCBI's taxonomy places the organism in Eukaryota, Metazoa, Chordata, Actinopteri, Cypriniformes, Cyprinidae. The record is from RefSeq and is a predicted model, not a curated record. The coding region runs from base 104 to 769 and encodes 221 amino acids. Gene Ontology annotation, biological process: protein transport; endosome transport via multivesicular body sorting pathway; late endosome to vacuole transport. The transcript has 6 exons.